Molecule: messenger RNA, 1483 nt
Organism: Helianthus annuus (common sunflower)
Lineage: Eukaryota; Viridiplantae; Streptophyta; Magnoliopsida; Asterales; Asteraceae
Product: putative F-box/FBD/LRR-repeat protein At4g13965
Exons: 3
Coding region: 150-1376 (408 amino acids)
Molecular function (GO): protein binding
Source: RefSeq, a predicted model, not a curated record
UCAGCUUUACCUUUGAUGUUUUGUUUUGUUUUCUUAUUCUAUGUUAGCUUGUGUUCUUAAUUGGUUUUAUAACUUUUUAACUUCAUAAUUAAAAAGGCUUUUUUUGUUGAACAAGAAACCAAAGUCAAACCACUUACAAUCCUAUCCGCAUGUUAUUACUUAUCAAAGUAUUAUCAGAUUAUACUGUAAUGGGGUUGUGGUCUUACUUGAAUUUCUUAUAUUCUUUGAAAAAUAUUUUUCUAGUUAUUGAUUACGAAGGAUAUGAUAGACUAAGUAGCUUGCCCGAUGAUCUUAUCCAUAAAAUUCUAUCUUUUAUUGGGAUUAAAGACGCUAUUAACACGUGUGUUUUAUCAUCUAGAUGGAGAUAUAUAUGGACUACAUUACCCUAUCUCAACUUCUCACAAAAGAAUCUUCGCACUUCAUACGUGCCCUCCAAAUUUGUUACGGAUGUUUUAACUCACCGUAAUAAUCUAAUUGGACUGUCUUCAAUCACCCUUAGCUAUGGUCGGUUAAACUGGUAUCAUGUCGAAAAAACUUUAAGUUAUGCAUUACGUUAUGAUGUUCAAAAACUGAAACUUAAAUCCUUAUAUGGGCAUGACAUUACAGGCCCGGUCUCUCUCUUUAAUUCUCAGUCUCUAAAACAUCUUACUUUGUACGGAGGUUACUUGGUACCAUUGCUUAUGCCUACAUCGAAAUGGGAACUCUUAGGUUUAACAACAUUGCGUCUUAUGUAUGUUACAUUAUAUAAUGACAAUACUGAUGAUAAGUGCAUAGGCCUUUUCUCCAAGUGUGUGAAUCUCAAGAGUCUCACCUUAGCUCAUUGCACAAUGAAGGGAUUAGAGGGUUUUCGUAUUUGUCAUCCUCGUCUUUCUCAUCUUCGUAUUUAUGACGGCAAAGAGAAGCUCUUUCGAGGUGAUCAAGCUGUGCAUAUCUCUAAAGACACUUUGCAUUCUUUGGAGAACUUGGAUCUCGGUACUUUAAAGGCAGAUGCUAGUAAAAUAUUUGGUCUACUUCAACACCUACAUGGUGUCAAGUUUCUUGCACUUAACGUGGAACUCGUUGAGUUUCUUUCUGCUUCCAUGGAACUAAUCUCAAGUCCACCUUCUCCAUUUACUAAUUUAAAGAGUUUAGAAUUUUACGAAGUAUUUAGACCUCUUGAAAAACCUUUAUCUACUGAAAUCAUGAAGUAUUUUCUAGAUGGUUCUCCAAGUGCUUCCUUCAAAUUAACCACGUACGAGGAGAGACUUCAGAGAAGAAGGGAUCAUAAUCAUAUCGAUCCACCAGGCACACAAACUCAACAUCACAUUCGGAUAUGGUCGACAAAGAUGACGAGUAGUUUGAAAUAUCUAAUUGAGCAAGUUAAAGCAAAGUUUUGAUGAAUAUGCAUAAUUUUGCUUUACAUUACGGUAGAACUACCAACUAUUUAGUAUUUACUAUGUAUAUAGUAGUGUAUUAGUGUUUAUAUAUUUUGUAUUUUACAUCA